AUGUAGUUAAGUGAAGCAAUAUGCUAAAAUUAAAAGUAAUUUGCUGAAAAUUAUUCAGAAAAGAUGGAAUCAAGCAAUGAAAAUAGCAAUAUUUUAUCUCUAAAAGAAUUUAGGUUUGCUUAGUGGCCUAAUAAUUUUGAUAUUAGGCAAGGAGAUUAAAAGAGAUAGCAAUGGUUAGUUCAAGAUAAUUUCCAUUAAAAAUCUUACAUACAUUCAAGUUCUUCAAUUGAUGAGAUAGAAGAAAAUGUUGACAAAUUAAAAAGUCAAUAUAUUUUUUAAUAGGUAAAUCCACUUGAAAAUACAAACAUCACAAAAAGCUAAGAUAAUUUUAGCAAAGUUCCUUUAAAAUUAGAUACAACAAUUAGUAAUAUAGAUAGUUUUUCAAAACAAUAAAAGUCUUUAGAUGCAGUAUCCAUGAAUAGCCAAAUAAAAAGAGGGAAAAAUACGAUGUACAACUAAUAGAAGGAAGAUCUUAUUGUUGAUAUUUAAUAGAAAAGAUAAAAAACUAAGAAAACUGAGGAGAUGAAAAGGACUUCAUACAAUAAAAAUAGUAAUAAUUUGUAAGAGCAGUUAGAUCAGCAAUUUAUUUAGAAAGAAAAAGUAAAUAAGGAUAAGAUAUGGCUCACUCGAUUUUUUUACAUUCUCUUUUUUGUAAACAGAUUCUUAUUUAGAAGUAAAAAAAAACUGAUUUACUUUCGACCAAAUUAGUUGAAAGGCAACUAGAUAAAUGCAAUUAAUGACAUUACUUAUCAGCCAAAUAAAGAUCAUGAAAAUAAAAAAACAAAUAAAGAUAACAUUUUUAGAAGCAAAUUUAAAAUAAUUCGUAGAAUUAGGAUUUUGUAUUUGAUAUUUAGGAAAAAAAUUAAAAUAUUUAUUGUCCCUUUCUAGAAUUUGAAAAAUUCAUUUUUAUACACUUUAAGAAAAGUGCUUGAUCCUAUACCUGUAAUUAUGCCAUUUUAAAACAUUUCUUGGGGAUGGGAUUUAAUAAUUAUGGUAUUCAUUCUAAUUAACUGCAUCAAAAUUCCUUUUGAGCUUUCUUUUAAUAAUUAAGUUGUUUCUAUUGAUGAUAUUACUUAAGCCAGUAGGUUCAUAUUCUUUUUUGAAUUCUUUAUGAUGUUUAACACUGCAUACUAUGAAAAUGGAGUUUUAGAAAAACAAAGGAGCAAAAUAUUUUUUCAUGUAAUCAAAAAUAGGUUAUUCUUUGAAGUAUUUGCAUAUCUUUGCUUAUGGCUCAAUCCUUUUGGAGUAUCUUUUUUCAGGAUAUUUUUUCUCUUGAAAUUUUUUUAGUUUUAUGAUAUUAUAGAAAAACUAGCUGAGACAUUUUAGUUGUCUUAUAAAUAUAACUUUGUGGUGAAUUUGGUCGCUCUAUUCAUAGAAGUAGUCUUUUUGUGUCAUUUAUUUGCAUGCAUUUGGUACUCUAUCGGAAAUUAUCAGGUUCAGUAAGGAAUGACUCCAAACUGGAUUUAAAAAUAUAGCACUAGUGAUAAUAACUAAUACUAAUAAUAUAUAGAUUCUAUUUAUUUUUCUGUUAUUACAAUUGGAACAAUAGGAUUUGGAGACAUAGUUCCAGUUAGUUCAAUAGAAAAAGGCUGCUUGACUUGCAUGGCAGUCUUUUCAUGUGGAAUAUUUGCUUAUAUCCUUAGUAAUAUAUAAAAUGUGUAUAGAGAAUUUUAAAUGAAGCAGGAAGGAUAUGUUAACAAGUUAUCAGAACUAAACAAUUAUAUGUUUAACAGGGAAGUAAAUCCAACACUACAAUAAAUGGCAAGAAAGUACUUAAAGUAUGUCCACGAUUAAGGUUUUUAAUAAGGUGUAAAACCUUGUGAUACUUUGAACUCACUAAGCAUUUCUCUAAGAGAAGAAAUUAAAGAAGAUAUAUUUAAAAAAUCAAUCAAAAGUAUUCCUUAUCUCUAAUGCUUUAGUCAGCAAUUAAGAUCUUAACUAUCUCGAAAAAUGAUUGAGCUUAAUUAUGGUCCUGACGAAUUUAUCAUGAAGAGUGGUUCGAAUUAACCACCAAGGCUAUACUAUAUUCUUAAAGGACAGGUUGAAGUUGGUUUAGAUAAAGGUUUUAAAUUUGGGUGCUAAUUAACAAAUAAUCUAGAUAAAAAUAAACCAUUUAGUAUCUAUAAAUAAAAUGAUUCGUUGGGUUUGUUUGAAUUUGUUUCUUAAUCUUAGAUAUGUAUGACAAAUGCUAAAAGUAUUGGAGUCACAACAGUACACAUUCUAGAUUUACAAGAUUUUUUGGAUGCAAUCAAUUAAAAUGGAACUGAUAAGGAAAUUUACUGCUAGUAAAAAGAUAUGGUCAAUUUAUAUAAAUGUUAUGAGAAUGUUAACCUUUUCUGCUAUUCAUGUAAAAGUAGCUAGCAUUUAAUAAAAGAUUGUCCGAUUUUCUUCUAUAAACCAAAUAAAUAUAGGAUAAUUAAUGAUUUUAAUAAACAAAUUGAAAAAUCUAAGAAAGAGUUAAGAAAGAAGUCAAAUAAUAGAUACAACUCAUUAGCUAUAGUUAAAGAAGUAGAAAAGGAUAUUUAAGAUUUUUGCUAUGAAAACGAAACAUUUAUUGAUACUAUGUUCUAAUCAUUAUCAAAUAUCGAUGAAGAUGAAGAUGAAAACAACUAUACAAUUGAGAGAAAUGAAUUACCUCAAUCUGAAAUUGCACCAUAGUUGAGUUUUUUAUCGCCUAUUACAAUAAAGAAUGAAUAAGGUUAAAAGUUUUUCAAUAAAUCUUUAUUUACUCAAAAAGAUUCUAGUUAAAUUGAAGACGAGUAAAUUAAUUCAACAAAUUAGCUUUAAGAAAAAAUACAUGAAAUUAAUCAAAAAAACUUGUUUGAUAUGAAAGAUAAAUUUGACAAAUAAGAUAAAGAUAAUCAAUAUGAUCUUUAGUAGUAAUAGCUGCAUAAUGAUUCUAAUAAUCAUUUAAAAAGAAAUUUAGCCAAAAAUACAAUUUUUAAAUCUUCAAGAAAUAAAACAGAUUUAAUAGAACCUAAUUCUUAAUAAAAUUCUUCUAAAACAAAUUAAAGGCAAUCAGUACCCAACAUAAUUGAUAAAUAAAAUAUUUUUUAGAAUCAUAAAGAGGAUAAAGAAGGCAGAAUUUAAAAUAAAUAACAUGGGAGCAGUAGAAAAAUAGAUUCUUAACAAUCGCUAAAGACUACAACUAGAACUGUAAAGCGCUAAACAGUACGUUUGAGUUAGAUUUAAAAUGUGCUAAAUUAACUAAGUAAUCAAAUAAAUUAAAAUGACAAAAAUAAAUAAGAAGAAGGAAAUGAAGAGAUUUUAACAGAUACUUUGCGUAUAUAUAACCAUUACAUGGUUCAUACUAAUGUAGGAAUAAUAUUAAUGCAAUUCAAUUAGUAUUAGUAAAAAAAAAUAUAUUAAAAGCAUCUUAAACACAUUGAGGUAGCAUCACUAAUUCUAAGUAAAAAACAUAGAAGUGUAUUAAUUAAAAACUGAUAAAAGUCUUUAAAAAAAAAAACUUUAUUAAUAGAUAAAUUGUAUUAGGGAAGGAUAAAUAAAAAUAAUUAACAGUCUGAUUAAAAUGUUUACAUUAAAUAAUGAUAAACUAUAAUCUUUUAAAUAAUAAUUAUAAGAUAAAUAUAUCCCAUCCUACUCAUUAUUUAUUAUUG
Molecule: messenger RNA, 3617 nt
Organism: Tetrahymena thermophila SB210
Lineage: Eukaryota; Ciliophora; Oligohymenophorea; Hymenostomatida; Tetrahymenidae
Product: cation channel family protein
Exons: 3
Biological process (GO): monoatomic ion transport; transmembrane transport
Cellular component (GO): membrane
Molecular function (GO): monoatomic ion channel activity
Source: RefSeq, a predicted model, not a curated record